AUGGAGAUAGAGACUGACAUGAAGCAAUCAAAGUUCAAGAGGAUUUGUGUUUUCUGUGGGAGUAGCCAAGGCAAGAAGACUAGCUAUCAAGAUGCUGCUAUUGAGCUUGGCAAAGAAUUGGUCUCAAGGAACAUUGAUUUGGUCUAUGGAGGGGGUAGCAUAGGCCUAAUGGGAUUGGUUUCACAAGCUGUUCAUAAUGGUGGUCGGCAUGUCAUUGGAGUUAUUCCCAAGACGCUCAUGCCUCGAGAGUUAACUGGUGAAACAGUAGGGGAAGUGAAGGCAGUUGCAGAUAUGCAUCAAAGGAAAGCAGAGAUGGCUAGACACUCGGAUGCUUUUAUUGCCUUACCUGGUGGUUAUGGCACUCUGGAGGAGCUACUUGAGGUGAUAACCUGGGCUCAACUUGGCAUUCAUGAUAAACCGGUAGGGUUGCUGAAUGUGGAUGGAUAUUACAAUUCAUUGCUGUCAUUUAUUGACAAAGCUGUGGAAGAAGGCUUCAUUAGUCCAAGCGCACGCCACAUCAUUGUAUCUGCACCAACCGCGAAGGAGUUGGUCAAGAAAUUAGAGGAGUACGUUCCUCGUCAUGAAGGAGUUGCUCCAAAGUUGAGCUGGGAUAUAGAGCAGCUUGGCUAUCCUCAACAGUAUGACAUUUCCAGGUGA
Molecule: messenger RNA, 657 nt
Organism: Ilex paraguariensis (yerba mate)
Lineage: Eukaryota; Viridiplantae; Streptophyta; Magnoliopsida; Aquifoliales; Aquifoliaceae
Source: the annotation of a GenBank genome assembly